AGCACAUUUUCAGCUGUCAAAACAAAGCAGGAACCGCAGUGUUGCCAAUAUGGAGGAGCUGGUGCAGGACCUGGUAUUGGCACUGGAGCAGACCUCAGAACAAGCCGAGCUGGGUGAACUAUGGGAGAACAUGGUGCUUAGGCCGCUGCAGCAUCGGCGUCAGGUUCGCAAGCGGAGAAGUCGAAAACGGCGCUGUGACUUUGAGCAUAGCCGCUGUCUCAGCGAGGCGUCCGAGUCUAGUCUGGAUGAAGCCUUCUCCAGAAACUACAGACAUCCUGCUGCAGCGGUGCUAGCUAACCGCAGUCCUGUGCUAGCUAACCACAGUGAUUCAGAUGACACAGUGAUAGCAAAGCGCUGGACUCCAUCCUCAGUGUCCUUCAGAACCAGGCAGCAUUCCUGGCCGGAGUCUGACUCAUUUACGGAGAACACACUCAGCAGGUCUCUUCGCAGGCGCCGCAGGGUCAAACGUAUGCCACCCAAUGUGAGCGUAAACCUUCAGCCAAGGCUGAAAGUGUCUGGAUUGGAGAGAGGCGAGCGAACCCAUCGACAACAACAUUAUCGUCAUUAUCAUCAGAGGUCUUAUAAGAAGCAGAAGCUGGGACGUAUGAAGAAACGUUCUGGUGCCUGGGCAAAACAGGACAGCAGCUCUGCAGUGUCUGGAAGCCUGAAACUGGAAGGGGGCUGGAAGGACAAGAUUUUACGACAGACAAAAAAGCAGCGAGAGGCCACAGAUGAGAACAUGUCUGAAUGUGAGACGAGCAGUGUGUGCAGCAGUGACCCAGGCCUUUUCACCACUGAUGAGGGAAGACAAGGUGAUGAUGAGCAGAGUGACUGGUUCUUUGAAGGUGAAUGUGGGUCAGCUCUGAUGUCCAGCAGAGAGUCUGAAACGGCCCCCAGACCUGCCACGCUGGACGCUAUGAGAGAGAGGCAUCACUCGUCUACUUUCCUUCACCCAGCCCAACCCAGUCAGAGAGGUUAUCCUGCCCAUGUGAACCGUUUACCAGGUGUAACUGCAUGCUGUGUUAGGAAGAACAGGAGGAGAUUUUCUGGCAAGGAUAACAGUAUUGCUGCUUGUGUGGACAAACUGAGACACUACUCACAUGAUUCCUAUCAGAAGGAGUUCUGGUUGCCACACCAUGGGAAGCGGGAAAGAAAUCAGCUGAAACCUCUGUGUUCACUGUCCAUGUAUCCCAUUGGCGUAGUACCAGAGAGUUCCCAUUCCAGAUACCCUUCAUCUGAGUGCAGAAACAGACAGCGCAGUGUGCAGCUGGGAUUUCUAUGUGCAGGAGACGUCAACAGAAGGAGGAAGACCAUAGCAAUAGCUCCAGCCACUUCAGCCUACUUUCCUUUUUGUAAGGAUGCCAGGCAGGAAGAGGCUGAUCAAUGCUGCACUCAGGGAUUCUCUCCUGAAGGAGCAUGUGCUCUUCCCCUGCCCUGCACUUCUUACACUCACGACAUCGGCACUUCAUUCAGCAGCCACAGGGAACAAGAAGACGACUGACACAUGUUCUCAGUUCGGCUGCCCUCUCGUUGGGCACAGCUGCUCAGGGUGGAAGACCUACACUGGAACAGAGGGAAUACUGUGUGAAUUGAUUCCACAGGAGGAAAAAAGCAAAGUUCCUGUAAGUGAGUGUGAAUUCUGAUUAUGGAUGAAGUCUUUCCAACAAAAGUACAAUUUUACACGUGGGUAUGAA
This is a messenger RNA of Trichomycterus rosablanca, 1694 nucleotides long. RefSeq names its product G patch domain-containing protein 2-like. The transcript is spliced from 10 exons. Gene Ontology annotation, cellular component: nucleus. Bases 50 to 1501 code for a protein of 483 amino acids. Lineage: Eukaryota; Metazoa; Chordata; Actinopteri; Siluriformes; Trichomycteridae. The record is from RefSeq and is a predicted model, not a curated record.